Molecule: messenger RNA, 1680 nt
Organism: Cladophialophora bantiana CBS 173.52
Lineage: Eukaryota; Fungi; Ascomycota; Eurotiomycetes; Chaetothyriales; Herpotrichiellaceae
Exons: 3
Coding region: 1-1680 (559 amino acids)
Biological process (GO): carotene catabolic process
Molecular function (GO): carotenoid dioxygenase activity
Source: RefSeq, a predicted model, not a curated record
AUGGCGCACAUCUUCGAGUUAGCGAAGACUCUGUCGCCAUCUCUCAACUACGACAAGGGAUUAAAGGCCAGCGACCAAGUCAAGUUUCCCGCGACUGAGGUGUUCAGAGGAUUCAACAGUCCUUCCCGCAUCGAAGGAGACGUGGAGAACCUCGAAGUCACUGGACAGAUUCCACCAGACAUCGAUGGGACCUUUUUUCGAAUCCAACCCGACCAUCGAUUCCCGCCCAUUUACGAGUCUGACAUCCACUUCAACGGAGACGGCAAUGUAACAGCGAUACGUAUCUGCAACGGCCGUGCGCACUUUAAGCAGCGCUACGUGCACACCGAUCGAUUCAUACAGGAAAGCCAACACGGAAAAGCUCUGUUUGGAAAGUAUCGCAAUCCGUAUACAGACAAUGAAGCGGUAAAGGGUGUGAUUCGAACCGCUGCCAACACUAAUGUCUUCUUCUGGAGGGGGAUGUUGCUGGCCACGAAAGAAGAUGGCCCUCCUUAUGCCAUGGAGCCAUCCACCCUGGAGACCAUUGGAAGGUAUGAUUUCGAAGGCCAGGUGCUAAGCCCAACGUUUACGGCGCAUCCCAAGUUCGACCCGAAGACGGGGGAGAUGGUUUGUUACGGAUAUGAGGCUGGUGGAGACGGAAAUGACGGAUCAUGCGAUAUAGUGGUGUACACCAUUGAUGCUAACGGCGUGAAAACGGAGGAAUGUUGGUACAAAGCUCCUUUCUGCGGCAUUAUUCAUGAUUGUGGAAUCAGUGACAACUGGAUCGUGUUGCCAAUGACACCACUUAAAUGUGACCCUGAGCUAUUGAAGCAAUGUGGCAAUCACUGGGCGUGGGAUCCAAAUGAGGACCAGUUGUAUGGCUUGGCCCCGCGAAGAGGAGGCAAACCAACGGACAUCAAGUGGUUUCGAUCGAAGAACGCAUUCCAAGGCCACACCGUAGGCUGCUACGAGACCUCGGAUGGCAAAGUCGUAUUCGACCUGACGGUCGCUGAUGGCAAUGUCUUUUUUUUCUGGCCACCUGUCGAUACACCCGCAGGAACCGUGGCUGUGCGCAAUAAAGUACGGAACAAAACAACGCGCUGGAUUUUUGACCCGGGGAUGGCAGGGCCAAACUACUGGAUUGAGCCUGUGGAAGAGAUCGAUGCGUACUCGGGCGAGUUCUCUCGCAUCGACGAUCGCUUCGUGACCAUGGAAUACAACCACUACUGGCAAGCUGUGAUUGACAACGCCAAGCCGUACGACUUUGCGAAAUGUGGCUCCCCCGCGGGUGGGCUCUUCAACACCCUGGGGCACUUCACCUGGGACAAGUCGAUCACCGAGACAUUCUGGGCCGGACCGUGUGCGACGUUCCAAGAACCAGCUUUCAUUGCGCGAACGAAUUCGACACGCGAAGGAGACGGCUACGUGGUGGCGCUGCUCAAUCAUCUUGACGUUCUCAGGAACGACGUGUGUGUCUUUGACGCGCAGAAUAUCAAACAGGGCCCAGUGGCCGUGAUUCAUCUGCCCUUCAAACUCCGCCUGGGCCUGCACGGGAACUUCGUGGAGGAAAGAGAGGUCCGAGCAUGGAGAGACAAAAGGGACCAAGAAUUGGGGGCGGUGGAGCCAGCGCAGUCACCUUUGCCAUGGCAAAAAGAUAUGGUAGGGAUGAAUGAUGUCGGCGAUCCGAAUGGCCAUAGCUGA